UAAUGUUCAGUAUUUCAAUUUAGUAACUUUGUUCUAUAGUCAUGCGUGUUUCGUCGUCUUCACACUCUUUAUAUUGUUUUCAGUCAAUUUUAUAUCUAGUAGUAUUGAUAAUUAACAGUUCCAACCCUUCAUAUUAUUUUCAGUCAAUUAAAUAUCUUGUAAUAUCGACCAAGUCAUCUCUAAGUCUAGCCAAAAAAAUAAAACAAGAGAGUGUCACGAGAGGAACACAAUCAUAUUGUUUCUUUCCAUAUUUCCAAGCAAACUCUGUUCUAGUUUCGUUAAACUAUACACAGUACCAGUGUCGGGCUUACCUCUAGAGAUCUAAGACAAAACUGAAAAAUCCUUUAUCACAAUCAUUAUAUUAAAUUAGAAUUGUGCAAAUAAUGAUAAAUAAAUGUGAAUUACUUUAUACAACCUGAAUAUGAAUAUCAAGUAGUGUUACUAGAUAUAACUUUUUUUUUCCUUGACGACUAUAUGAUUAACUAGAUCAAUGAAGUAUUAAACUUAAAGACUCAGUAAAGACAUAACUAACUUCAGUUUAUAAGAUCAAAGAUGAGAGAUUUUGUUGUGCUUAAAAUUGGGCCUUUUUAUGUAGGGGAAGCAAUUGGUCAACCCGGCCUUAUUUGGAUUCGGUAAGCAAACAAAGUUACCUGAGAGGCUGCAAUUUUGCAGUGGCUGGAUCAACGAUUCAGAAAAAAAAUGCUGCACCCAUUAGCCUUUUUGGUUUUGGUGUUCCAGUCUCUCAUUUGAUCACCUUCAAUCCAAAGUUGUUUGAAUCGUAUAUAGUAAUGUACCAGUGUUUUUAAUUGUUUUUCAGAUGAAGCGAUACUUACCUACGGAAUAUUUUUUUUUAAAUGGAUUGUUUAUGUUUGAUGUCGGACAAAAUGAACUUGCCGGUGCAUUUUUCAACAAGACACUAGAUCUAGCUUUUGGUAACAUUCCUAAAAUCCAGAUAAAUUUCAAGAUGGAAUAAAGGUCAGUAUUCACAUGGUGAGUUUAAUAGUCGCAUGCACAGUAAUCUCACAUCAAAUUUACGAUAAAUCAGUUUUAUAAGAACGAUAGAGUACACACAAUUGGUGGUUCACGAAAUCUGACCAACUUUUCUUACAUCUUUGAACCCGCUAUAGAGAAAUUUGACAACACUCUUCAUCCACAUUCAAACCUAAUUAUACUUAAAAAUUAUAUUUAGUAUGUUCAUCAUUUUUUUUGUUUCUUAUGUUUAAUAAUAUAUAUUGUUUUACCUAAAAGCAUGUAGAUUAAAAUAAUUAUUAAUCUUUGACACAAAAAUAAUUAUUAAUCUUUUAGGAUAUAAACGAAAUCUAAUUUGACCAAUUAUAAAAACCCAACAAAUUAUAAUUGGUUACAUUACACAAUAUUCAAAAAGAUAAAAUUACACUGAUAGAUAGAAAUAUGAAAAUAAUCUAUAUUUUGAAGCCAAAGUACAUAUAGCUAUAUGAAACUUGUCUGAAAUUAUUUUUGAGUAACACUAUUAUCUAUUUAUAAAAGAAAUAAUAGGUCGUUAAGUAACAACUUUUAACAAAAAUGAAGCCUCGUUUUCUGACUUUUGUUCGACUCUUCAAUCUUCACCUACCCAAAACAUGGUCUUUGAUUAACAUAAUUACACAAUUAUAUCGAUGAUUGACAAAAUGACAGAAUUAUAUCGAUGAUUAACACAAUGACACAACGAUAUGGAUGUGAAUUCCGUAAAACCCCAAAAAGAUAAAAUAAAAAAGUGUUACGGGAGGAACACGAUCAUAUUCUUUAUUUCCAUAUUAAAAAAAAAAACUCCAUUCUAUUUUCAUUAAACUAUACAUUGUACACACAUACACAUUUCUUAUGUAUACAUACAAAUGCAUAUGUAUAUAUUUGUAUGUGCAUAUAUAAAUAUAAGCAAUAAUGAGAAGAUGAAAGUAUACUAAGCAUUUGACCAAGAAAAGGAAAAAUAUACUAAGCAAUGGAAACCGUUUUUCACUCUCUUCUCAUAUUGUUAUCAUUUGUAGCCAUCUCUCAUACUCAGCCUCUUCUGGCCGGUUCUUUUCCAAUUUCUCCUAAUUUUGCGGCAGUUUUCAACUUCGGAGACUCUAACUCUGACACCGGAGAACUCACCUCUGGUCUUGGUUUCCGUCUCCCACCUCCCAAUGGACAAUCCUUCGUCUUUAAACCUCCAUCUACUGGAAGAUUCUGUGAUGGACGUCUCAUCGUCGAUUUUCUAAUGGAAGCAAUUGGUCGACCCUACUUGAGACCUUAUUUGGAUUCAGUUAGCACACAAAGCUACCUGAGAGGCUGCAAUUUUGCUGCUGGUGGAUCAACGAUUCAGAAGGCAAAUGCUGCAUCAUUUAGCCCUUUUAGUUUUGCUGUUCAAGUCUCUCAAUUCGUCACCUUCAAAUUUAAAGUUCUUCAAUUAAUACAACAAGGUAACUAUAAUAAUAAUCCUCAACAUUAUAUAAACUUGUCUGGUUCAUAUAGACAUAUGUUUAUUCAGCUGUACCAACAUAUUUUUUUUUCAGAUAAAACUCUCGAAAACUUACCGUCGGAAGAUCAUUUCAAAAAUGGAUUGUACAUGUUUGAUAUCGGACAAAAUGAUAUAGCCGGUGCAAUUUACGGCAAGACAGUAGAUCAAGCUGCUGCUGUCAUUCCUACAAUCAUAAAAACAUUUCAAGAUGGAAUAAAUAGACUCUAUUGGGAAGGGGGUGCGAGGAACUUUUGGAUACACAACACAGGACCAAUUGGGUGUUUAGCUCAGAUGGUGUCAAUAUUUGGGAAAGAGAAAUCAAAAGUUGAUGAGUUUGGUUGUGUCAUUGGCCAUAACGAAGCUGCUAAGCUCUUCAAUUUACAGCUUCAGGGUCUUGUCAGAAAUUUUACUCAACAAUAUCGUGAUGCUAAUUUCACGUACCUCGAUAUCUUCUCGAUCAAAUCCGACCUCAUCCAGAAUCAUUCCAAAUAUGGUUUUGAUCAGUCCAUAAUGGUAUGUUGUGGAACCGGAGGACCGCCACUGAACUACAAUGAUCAGAUUAACUGUGGUUCAACAGGGACAUCAAACGGUACGACAGUAACAUCCAACGCAUGUAAUGAUAGUUCCAAAUAUGUUAACUGGGAUGGAAUUCACUAUACCGAAGCUGCAAACCGGUUUGUUUCACAGAAAAUUCUGUCCGGUACAUAUUCCCAGACGGUGUCGUCUUGAAAUCAGAACCUCUAGUGGGUCUUUUGUUGUUUUUUCAUGUGUGAUAAAAGUUAAAACAGAGCAUUCUCUAAUAACUUUCCUUUCACAACGAUAAAUGCUCUGAUUCAAUAAAAGUUCUCUUGUAAUGU
Molecule: messenger RNA, 3309 nt
Organism: Brassica rapa (field mustard)
Lineage: Eukaryota; Viridiplantae; Streptophyta; Magnoliopsida; Brassicales; Brassicaceae
Product: GDSL esterase/lipase At3g05180
Molecular function (GO): hydrolase activity, acting on ester bonds
Source: RefSeq, a predicted model, not a curated record